This is a messenger RNA of Megalobrama amblycephala (Wuchang bream), 805 nucleotides long. Its product is annotated as fucolectin-4-like. NCBI's taxonomy places the organism in Eukaryota, Metazoa, Chordata, Actinopteri, Cypriniformes, Xenocyprididae. The transcript has 2 exons. Bases 163 to 645 code for a protein of 160 amino acids. The record is from RefSeq and is a predicted model, not a curated record.
UAUCAGCAUCAGUUGUCAUCUCAGCAAUACAUGUGAAUAAAUAAGUACAUUUUGUUUUUGUUUUUUUAAUUGAUUUGAAAUAAGUCCUUUUGUAUAUUAUUGUUUUGCCAACUGGUUAACUCAUACAAAUUAUUAGGAGUUUGUCAAAUUCAUGUCAAAAUCAUGAUUUCCACUAGAGCUCCCUCUUCAGUUUCUCUCAAACAAUUUACAGUUUUAGGGAAUGUGGCAAUGGGAAGCAGUGCUACACAGUCAUCCACCCAUACGUCCUGGUCUGCCAAAAAAGCUGUCGAUGGUAUUAAAAACAGCUGGACAUCAUGUUCUUCAACUGGUUACGUGACUAACCCGUACUGGAGGCUGGAUCUGCUGAAGAUCUACAGAGUUCACAGGGUGGUCGUAACUAACAGAAUAGACUGCUGUCCAGAGCAAACAACUGGAGCGGAGAUUCGGAUUGGAAACUCCUUGAAAAACGACGGCAAUGAUAACCCCGUAUGUACGGUCAUUUCCAGUAUUCCGAUUGGUGCGUCCUCCACAUUCUCAUGCGGCGGGAUGGUGGGACGUUAUGUGAACUUGAUCAUUCCUGGAGAGUGGAAGUCCCUUACUUUGUGUGAGGUGGAGGUCUAUGGGAGAGGUACUACUACUGAUUAAUGUGAACCAGCUAACUAGGCACAGAGUAAAACCUGCUAAAAUUGCUUAAUUACAGGUUUAACACUGUAAAGACUGAUAUAAAAUAAUAGUCAUAAAAAUCGUGUUGUCAUAUUUGAUAAAUAAGGGUUUAAAGGAUUAGUUCACUUUCAAAUUAAAAUGU